AUGGGCUCAAACGUAGCAUCAAAGCGCCUGUUCCAGGAGUACAAGUCACUCCUAACGAACCCGGUAGAUGGAAUUUCCGCAGGACCUCUGAACGAGGAUGACCUCUUCAUUUGGGAGGCUUUGAUUCAGGGACCGGAAGGAACCCCCUACGAGGGCGGUAUCUUCCCUGCAGAACUCAGGUUCCCCAGGGAUUACCCCCUCAACCCUCCCAAGAUGAAGUUCCUAGGUGAAAUCUGGCAUCCGAACGUAUACACCAACGGCGAAGUCUGCAUAUCCAUUCUGCACCCGCCCGGAGACGACCCAAAUCACUAUGAGAGCGCUUCUGAGCGAUGGUCACCUAUUCAAAGUGUGGAGAAAAUCCUGAUAUCUGUCAUGUCCAUGUUGGCUGAGCCCAACGAUGAAAGUCCUGCGAACGUGGAGGCUGCGAAGAUGUGGAGAGAAAGACGGUCAGACUUUGAGAAGAAGGUCCGAGAAGGAGUCAGACGGUCACUGGGUCUAUGA
This is a messenger RNA of Capronia coronata CBS 617.96, 501 nucleotides long. RefSeq names its product ubiquitin-conjugating enzyme E2-18 kDa. Gene Ontology annotation, cellular component: endoplasmic reticulum; cytosol. The record is from RefSeq and is a predicted model, not a curated record. The transcript is spliced from 2 exons. NCBI's taxonomy places the organism in Eukaryota, Fungi, Ascomycota, Eurotiomycetes, Chaetothyriales, Herpotrichiellaceae. The coding region runs from base 1 to 501 and encodes 166 amino acids.